Messenger RNA from Saccharomyces cerevisiae S288C, 1668 nucleotides. It is a transcript of the gene GAS2, whose product is annotated as 1,3-beta-glucanosyltransferase. The record is from RefSeq and is marked reviewed. The transcript has a single exon. Lineage: Eukaryota; Fungi; Ascomycota; Saccharomycetes; Saccharomycetales; Saccharomycetaceae. Gene Ontology annotation, cellular component: plasma membrane. Gene Ontology annotation, biological process: fungal-type cell wall organization. Gene Ontology annotation, molecular function: 1,3-beta-glucanosyltransferase activity. The coding region runs from base 1 to 1668 and encodes 555 amino acids.
AUGAACAAGAAACAAAAUUUUUACGCAGCCAUUAUUGUGGCUAUUUUUCUUUGUUUGCAAUUGUCUCAUGGCUCUUCAGGUGUCAGCUUUGAAAAAACCCCUGCUAUUAAAAUUGUAGGAAACAAAUUCUUUGACUCUGAGAGUGGGGAACAGUUCUUCAUCAAGGGCAUUGCUUACCAAUUGCAGAGAAGUGAAGAGGAGCUUAGCAAUGCAAAUGGGGCUUUUGAGACAAGUUAUAUUGAUGCCUUAGCGGACCCAAAAAUAUGCUUAAGAGAUAUUCCAUUUUUGAAAAUGCUAGGAGUGAACACACUGCGUGUUUAUGCAAUAGAUCCGACAAAAUCACAUGAUAUAUGUAUGGAAGCUCUAUCUGCCGAAGGAAUGUACGUCCUAUUAGAUCUUUCAGAGCCUGAUAUUUCAAUAAAUAGAGAAAAUCCAUCUUGGGAUGUACAUAUUUUUGAAAGGUACAAAUCUGUAAUUGAUGCAAUGUCAUCCUUUCCAAAUUUGUUGGGGUAUUUUGCAGGGAAUGAAGUGACAAAUGACCAUACAAAUACCUUUGCAUCACCCUUCGUGAAGGCCGCAAUCCGAGAUGCCAAGGAGUAUAUUUCGCAUUCUAAUCAUAGAAAAAUCCCUGUCGGCUAUUCAACUAAUGACGAUGCUAUGACAAGAGACAAUUUAGCAAGGUACUUCGUUUGCGGAGACGUUAAAGCUGAUUUCUAUGGGAUAAAUAUGUACGAAUGGUGUGGGUAUUCCACGUAUGGUACUAGUGGAUAUAGGGAAAGAACGAAAGAAUUUGAAGGUUAUCCAAUUCCCGUGUUUUUUUCGGAAUUCGGCUGCAAUCUUGUAAGACCAAGGCCAUUCACUGAAGUUAGUGCCCUUUAUGGCAAUAAAAUGUCCUCUGUUUGGUCUGGUGGCCUUGCAUACAUGUAUUUUGAAGAAGAAAAUGAAUACGGAGUUGUUAAGAUAAAUGAUAAUGAUGGAGUGGAUAUUCUUCCUGAUUUCAAGAAUUUGAAGAAAGAAUUUGCAAAGGCAGAUCCUAAAGGCAUUACAGAGGAAGAAUACUUAACGGCAAAAGAACCAACUGAAGUAGAAAGUGUUGAAUGUCCACAUAUUGCUGUCGGAGUUUGGGAGGCAAACGAAAAACUACCUGAAACACCUGAUAGAAGCAAGUGCGCCUGUUUGGAUGAGAUUUUGCCCUGUGAAAUAGUCCCUUUUGGUGCUGAAUCUGGAAAAUAUGAAGAAUAUUUUAGUUAUUUGUGCUCUAAGGUUGACUGUUCCGAUAUUCUUGCAAAUGGCAAAACCGGUGAGUACGGUGAAUUCUCAGAUUGUUCUGUCGAACAAAAACUUUCCCUUCAGCUGAGUAAAUUGUAUUGCAAAAUCGGCGCAAAUGAUCGCCAUUGUCCUCUAAAUGAUAAGAACGUUUACUUCAACUUAGAAAGCCUGCAGCCCCUUACAAGCGAGUCGAUCUGUAAGAAUGUUUUUGAUUCUAUAAGGAACAUCACAUACAAUCAUGGCGAUUAUUCAAAAUCAAAUCCAUCGCGUAGCAAGGAAAGUUUGAACGUAAAGUACCCAUCGAGUGAAGAGAGAGAAAAUGACGGCACCAUCGCAUUUAAAACUUCAGGGUUUGUUAUACUUCUAAUUUCUAUGAUAGCUGCUGGAAUUCUUCUAUAA